GCGAGUUUGGAUGAUCCAACAUCCUACAGGAGAAGAGAUAUCCCUGAAAAGUGGUCAGAAUUGACCUUUCUUUUCAUUCUUUGACUCCUGGAUGUAUGUAAAAUGUCUGGCUUUCAAGAUCUUUCAGGUUUUCCUGUGGAGGUCCAGCAGCUUUCAGUGAUUAAAGAAGAGGUUUCCACUGAGCAGCAGGAGAGAAGCUCCAGUCUGAACCAGGAGAUUACUGAGACUCUGCUCAUUAAAGAGGAACCAGAGGAAUUGUGGAGAAGUCAGGAGCAACACAGACCAGAUAAUGCCAAGGUCAUCAAUUUUACUUUUGUUCCGGUUCCUGUGAAGAUUGAAGAAGAUGAGGAGAAACCUCAGUUGUCACAUGUUUAUCAAAGACAAACUGGAGAGAUGGAAACAGGAACAGAUGGAAACAACUGUAAACUAGAGACAGAGGCAGCCAGGUUCUUCGAUCCAGAGAAAGAUCUACAACCAGAGACAAAUGUCAAGACUGAAGACUCCUCAGAGGCUGAGACUGAUGACAGUGCUGAUUGGAAGGAGACAACAGAAAACCAGUCAGGUUUUAGCUCAGAGAAAAAUAUCAAAUAUAAGAGAAGAAAGACUGACAAGAACUCUCAUGGCUGCUCUAAGUUUGUUAGGAAAUUAAAACAGAAAAGGCAUCAAAAAGAAUUCACAACAGCUCAUAAGGGGGAGAAACCUUUUGGCUCUUCAGAGUGUGGUCAAAGAUUUAAACUCAAAGGGCAUCUGAAUGAACAGGUGAGAAUUCAUACAGAGGAGACACUCUUCAGCUGCUCUGCGUGUGGUGAAAAGUUUUCCCAACAAGGAGUUUUGGCCAGACACAUGAGAAAACACAUAAGACAGAAAACCUCUAGCCACUCUGAAGGUGGUAAGAGAUUUAACCUUGAACAUACUCAGGCCACUCAUAGGAGACCUGGUGAGAAACCCUUCUGCUGCCCCGAUUGUGGUAAAAGAUUUACCCAAAAAGUUACAAUGACCAGACAUAGGUUAGUUCACACUAGAGAGAAACCCUUCAGCUGCUCUGUGUGUGGUAAAAGUUUUACCCAACAAGGUACUAUGACCAGGCACAUGUUAGUUCACACUAAACAGAAACUCUUCAACUGCUUUGAGUGUGGUCUAAGAUUUACUGUUAAAAGUAAUUUAACGAGACACAUGAGAAGUCAUACAGGAGAAAAGCCCUUUAGCUGCUCAUGUUGUGGUAAAAGGUAUAUUCAAAAAGGUGAUCUGACUAGACAUAUGUUAGUUCACACUAGCCAGACAUCAUUUAGAUGUUCGGAGUGUGGUAAAGAAUAUACCCGAUUAUCUUCUUUAACCAGACAUAUGUUAGUUCACACUAGAGAGAAACCCUCUGACUGCUUAAAUGUGGCCAAAGAUUUAACCAAUAAUUCUUCAGAAGAGCCUACAUCGAAAUGUUAGAACUGUAUGAAAUUGACCUACUUUCCAUAGAAUAAUUGGUGAAAUUUAUUCAUUCAGUCAUAACUGUGAUCCAAAAGAUUAACACUAUGAAAAGUUGUUAAAAUCGUAUUUAAUUCAGAUGUCAUUUUUUGGAGCAAGCUUGCUCCUUAGGGCCUCAGUGACCAACAGCUAAUGCUUAACAAAAAUGUGUUAUCUACCCUUAAUGUCAUCGAUAGUUUGAACUUAAAAGUAGUUGUGGGGGUUUUAGGAUAAAUACUAAACUGAAGUAUGGCAGAUCUGGUCUGGUGAGAGUUAUUAUACAUUUAAUAAUGGUUGAAUGUUGUGUGUGCUAUAAGAUUAUUUUCUUUUCCUGCUUAUAAAGACAUUCAUGUUCAGUCUAAUUUUUCUUUAUGUUACCUAUGUACUUGUUCACCACUCAGCGUCUGGUGACAGCUUGUCGAGCAGGUUGACUCUUUCUGUAUAUAUCCCUGAGAAAUUAAUUAGACACCUGAGCUGAGUCCAUUUUUACCUUGAACUUCUUGUCCUGUACUACUCUCCCACCAUUAAAUGUGAAGUAAAACUGUCCCAUUUAUCAGGACAACAAAAUCACUGGUUCACCCCAAACUCUCCCCUCUCUGAAAUGUACAACCACUCUGUAAACAGGAAAGCCCCCCCCCUGAUUAUGGAUCACCCCUCUCACCCUCUCCACCACUCCUUCUAGGUACUGCCAUCAGGCAGAUGAGACAAAGAGACAAAGUUUCAUCAACUCAGAUGAACCUCUGCAAAAAAUCCUUCAUUUUGUCUAAAAAACAACCUGAACAAUAUAAAAUAGACCCUGUAAAACACUCCUUUUAAUCAGUUGUUGCCUUCAACAUCCUCCCCUUUUAUGUGUUGGGCUUUAGUGCUUUAAAUUUGCUUUAAUUCAAGGUUUAUUUGUUGUUUGAGCCUUGUAAAGGAGAC
Molecule: messenger RNA, 2376 nt
Organism: Cheilinus undulatus (humphead wrasse)
Lineage: Eukaryota; Metazoa; Chordata; Actinopteri; Labriformes; Labridae
Product: gastrula zinc finger protein XlCGF57.1-like
Exons: 2
Coding region: 103-1437 (444 amino acids)
Biological process (GO): regulation of transcription by RNA polymerase II
Molecular function (GO): RNA polymerase II cis-regulatory region sequence-specific DNA binding; DNA-binding transcription factor activity
Source: RefSeq, a predicted model, not a curated record